UCGGCCGGCAGCUCUGCCAGCCCCAGCCUGGCGGCCGCGGGGGCUGAGCCCGGCAGCGCGGGGAGCUCCGGGGCCGCGGCGUUCCCUGCCCGGGCCCCCGGCAUGGAGCCGGCGUUCCGGCACGCCAAGAGCAGAGCCUUCAUCUCCAGCGCGGAGCUCAGCAUGAAGCAGGGAGCCGCGGGUGCCCCCGAGGGCAGGUCCCGCUUCCAGAAGGUCUCGCUGGUGUCGCGGCGCCUGGAGAGCAGCGCCGGGAGCGCUCGGGGCCGGGACGGGAGCCCCUCCCGCGUGUCCCUGCUGUUGCAGGCCUGGGAGCGGGAGAUCGUGGAGAAGACGGGCUCCAGCUCCCCGACCCAGCGGGAGCACUCGCCCUCCCUCAGCCUCCUCAAGGACUUCACGGCGCACGGCCCCAUCUUCUCGCAGGUCUACGCCCCGGCGCAGCGGCCCCGGCGCCAGGACGAGCGGGGGAAGGGGGGUCCCGGCCGUGACGGCUCCCCCUCCCCGGCCGGAGCCCCCCGCGAGGUGCCCGUGCACAGGGAGAGCUACGUGCACGGCACGCUGCUGCCCACCCGCCCCGCGGGCGCUGAGAAGGACUCAGCACAAGCCGAGCCCACGCCGGUGAGGGCAAGUCCGGGAGCCGGUGACGGGCCCGGGGACCCGCAAACCAGUCAGACCAGCUCCCCGCAGUGGCCCUCGGCAGGCGCCGCUGGCCAGGCUGAUCCGGCUGGCGCGGGUGAGGGAAGCGUGGCAGACGUGGACGGCAGCCUUUCAGCCACGCCACCGAGGACACAGAGCCCCCCGGGAGCCGGCAGCACCCCCGAGAAACCCCCCUCAGAGGUGGGCGGUGGUCCAGAGCCUUCCUCCGAAACAGCAGCGUCAGAAAAGGCUGAGAUUGAGCUGGAGGGGGAUGAGACGGCGGGAGACCCCCAGGGCACAGCCCAAGAGCCUGAGAGCAUCCCAGAGCCACCCACCGAGCCCCCAGCCCCUCACCCCCCGGCUGAGAGCCCCCCGGACGCGGCCGAGGAGGACCCCGAGCUGCUGGUGGACAUGGAGAUCUUGGUGGACACUCUGCGCAACAUGGAGCCCUCGGAGAUGCGGAAGGCGGAAGAGGAGGAGAUCGAGAAUCCCUACCUGAGCCCCGAGGAGCGGGCGGCCAUGGGGACCCUGCGCGGGGAGCCCAGGGACAGCGCGGGGGGCCAGGCGUGGGUGGAGGGGGGCUCACUCCUGGGGACGCUGGGAGAUGAAAAAGCCAAACUGGUGGCCGGGGGCCCGGCUGAGCAGAGUGGGCUGUUCCGAGGGAACGUCCUCAAGGGCAUGGCGCUGCUCUCGCACUUUUUGGAGCAGCGGGCAGCUGGAGCUGAUGAGGGCAAGCCCUACUCCCGCCUGGACAACAGUGUCCUCUACAGCCGCUUCGUGUCCCCCAGCGCCGCCCUGCUCGAGCUGCCCGACGGCGACGGGGCCGCAGACUCACCCUGCCUCAGGGACCACAACGGGCUGGGCUCUGGUGGCCAUUCUGGCCCCGAGAUGGCCAUGCUGGAAGCUCUGAGUUCUGGCUCUGUCCCUCCCAUCACCGAGGAGCCAGAGAGCACCGUGACCCUGAGCCUGGACCGUGUCCUGCAGGAGGAUAAGGAGGGCUUGGAGAAGAUCAACACAAGACCUGGCAAGAUCAUCCUGUACUCCGACGCCGGCUUCGCGGGGCAGAAACGGGAGAUCUGGGACGAUGUCCCCGACGCCACGUCCUGGGAGCUGUCUCACACCAUCUCCAUCCGAGUCAUCCGAGGCGGGUGGGUGAUGUACGAGAAGCCGCGGUUCCGCGGGCGCAAGUGCGUCCUGGCCGAGGGGGACGUGGAGAUCGACAACCCCUGGGCGGCGUACGGGGACAGCAAGGGGGACAGCGAAGGGGACAGCGGGCAGCGCCGCGGCAGCCGCCCGUUCCGCAUCGGCUCCUUCAAGCGGGUGGUGCGGCGGGCGGAGCCCCGAACGCCGCUGUUGCCGCAGGAUUACCGCACCCCCGAGAUCAGCCUGUUCGCCCAGGAGAACGGCGAGGGCAUCAUCCUGUACUCCGACGCCGGCUUCGCGGGGCAGAAACGGGAGAUCUGGGACGAUGUCCCCGACGCCACGUCCUGGGAGCUGUCUCACACCAUCUCCAUCCGAGUCAUCCGAGGCGGGUGGGUGAUGUACGAGAAGCCGCGGUUCCGCGGGCGCAAGUGCGUCCUGGCCGAGGGGGACGUGGAGAUCGACAACCCCUGGGCGGCGUACGGGGACAGCAAGGGGGACAGCGAAGGGGACAGCGGGCAGCGCCGCGGCAGCCGCCCGUUCCGCAUCGGCUCCUUCAAGCGGGUGGUGCGGGAUUACCGCACCCCCGAGAUCAGCCUGUUCGCCCAGGAGAACGGCGAGGGCGCCCGGCUCCGGUUCAGCGGCUCGGCCGAGGACACCCGGCAGCGGGGACAGGCGCUGGCUGCCGCCUCCAUCAUCGUCCACUCGGGCCUGUGGCUGCUCUACUCCAAGCCUUUCUUUGAUGACGAUCCCUACGUGCUGGAGCCGGGCGGGUACCCCAGUUUAAAGGCUUGGGGAGCCAAGGACCCAUCCAUCUGCUCCAUGCAUCCCAUCAGGCUGGGCUGCCCCGUCGUGGAGAGACCUGGUGAGCCACAGGUGCUGAUCUAUGAGGCUGCAGCUUUCCAGGGCCGCAGCUUCCCCAUCAGCAGAGACAUUUAUGACCUGAAGCGUCUGCCCGAGCCAGCGCUGCCCACCGUGGGCUCCCUGCGUGUGCUGGGGGGCUGCUGGGUUGGCUACGAGAAGGAAGGUUUCCGUGGCCACCAGUACCUGCUGGAGGAAGGGGAGUACCAGGACUGGAGGCACUGGGGUGGCUACAGCGAGGAGCUGGUGUCCCUGCGGCUGAUCCGGACGGACUUCUCUGACCCAGCACUGGUCCUGUUUGAGGCCAUGGACUUUGAGGAGGGGCCGAGCGUGGAGCUGAGCGAGGCGCUGCCCGACACGCAGCUGGCUGGCUACGGCACUGUCACCCAGUCCAUCCACGUGCUGAGCGGAGUCUGGGUGGCCUACGAGGGCCCCAACUACUCCGGCGAGCAGUACAUCCUGGAGAAGGGGGUGUACCGCAGCUGCGAGGACUGGGGGGCCACCGACUGCCACAUCGCCUCAGCACAGCCCAUCCUGCAGGUCAGGGAACACAACCUGCACUUCGUCUCCAAGAUCCUGCUUUUCUCAGAGCCUGACUUCUUGGGGGACCACGUUGCCUUUGAGGAAGACCAGGAGGCCCUGCCCGAAGCCUUCACCCCACGCUCCUGCCGAGUCCGUGGGGGCAGCUGGAUCCUGUUUGACGGGCAGGACUUUGCUGGGGAGCAGCACGUGCUGUCUGAGGGCGAGUACCCCACGCUCGGCGCCAUGGGCUGCCUCUGCUCCACUGCCAUCCGCUCCUUGAAGAAAGUUCCACUGUUUUUCUCGGAACCCUCCAUCUUCCUGCACGGGCUGGAGUGUUUCGAGGGGAAGGAGAUCGAGCUCAACUCUGAAGUGAGGAGUCUCCAGGCCGAGGGUUUCAACAACCACGUGCUGUCGGUGCGGGUCAAAGGAGGGAUCUGGGUGCUGUGCGAGCACGGUGAUUUCCGAGGGCGGCAGUGGCUGCUGGACUGCACCGAGAUCACCAACUGGCUGACCUACAGCGGGCUGCAGCACGUGGGGUCCCUCUACCCCAUCCGCCAGAGACGGAUCUAUUUCCGCGUCAGGAGCAGGAAGCUGGAGCUCUUCCUCUCGGUCCCUGACGAUGUGGAGGACAUGAAGGCAGGGCGGGUGGUGGUCUCCAGCCCGAGCGAGCAGAGCAGCUCUGUCUGGUACUACGAGGAUGGGCUGAUCAAAAACCAGGUGGCCCCCACCAUGAGCCUGCAGGUCAUCGGGCCGGCGGGGAAGGGCGCCAAGGCCGUGCUCUGGUCCGAGACGCGGAUGCCGCGCCAGACCUGGCGCGUCGACUCUCAGGGACGGAUCCACAGCCAGAUGUUCGAGGACAUGGUCCUCGACGUCAAGGGCGGCCGAAGCUACGACCGGGACCACGCCGUCGUUUGGGACGUGGCUGAUGAAAGGCCCACGCAGAUCUGGGACAUCCAGGUGCUGUGAGAGGCAGAGAUGCCAUGGGGCAGGGUGGGGACACCCUGCCAGUGUCCCCACGCUGGGGCAGGAGGCUCGGACCCCACCCAUGCUGCACCCCAAGCACCUCUCUGCCCCAGCUGCUGGUGUGAAGGAUGAGCACCAACCUCUCCAUCACGGGGGGACCACCCCACCUCCCUCCUGAGAACUGAGCAGGGUCCACAAAGGAUCCCACAGACACGACCAGCGUGGGACCCUCUGGAGAGCAGCACAGCCCCUCCCCACAAGUGUUUCUUUCCCCUGAACUGUAUUUAUGUACGUGUGUAAGAUACAGCCCUGCUGCACAAACGCCCGUCUUUUACAUUGCCCCAGUACCCGUUCGGGCAGCAGGACAGACAGGAGGACACGAGGGACUUAGAGAUUAAGAUCGGCCCGGCGGGAAGGGACACUGAAGAAAGUGAAACCCCCUCAAUACUGCGGAGCGCCCAGAACACGACAGCUCCGCUCGGGGCUGCGGCCGCGCCUGACAGGAAGUCAACGCGGUGUUCUCAGAUUUUAUAUAAACU
Ficedula albicollis (Collared flycatcher) is the source of this 4658-nucleotide messenger RNA. It is a transcript of the gene CRYBG2, whose product is annotated as absent in melanoma 1-like. Gene Ontology annotation, biological process: lens development in camera-type eye; visual perception. The transcript has 25 exons. The coding region runs from base 103 to 4122 and encodes 1339 amino acids. Gene Ontology annotation, molecular function: structural constituent of eye lens. The record is from RefSeq and is a predicted model, not a curated record. Lineage: Eukaryota; Metazoa; Chordata; Aves; Passeriformes; Muscicapidae.